CAGACAGACGCGCUCAUACAGCGUGGGAGCACGACGCACUCGGAUCCACGACAAAAAGCCGCUGUUAUUCACACGCCGUGUCCUUUUUCCUUCCCUCCUGGAACCAAGUGUGCGCUUCAACCGCACUUGUUUGGAGACUUGCGUCCGUGCUGCGUUUUUUUUCUCCUCAUUUUUUUUUUCUUAUUUCUUUGGAACAUGCAGUUGGGAGCCGACCCCACUUUUUCCUAAUUUAUGUGAGACGCAUGUAUUACCUUUUUUGCGUGUGACGGGUUUUAACAGGGGCCAAGGAUUUGCCAGAGUCUUUUUUUUCCUUUUUCGUUUUCUUUGCACAGAAUGGAAGGUAAAUUGACAAGCCGUCUGUGGCGAGGAUCACCGUGUGGAUCUCUGCGCAGGUAAAAGGCGCAAUGACCUGAGCGGGUGAGCGGCUGGAUUCUAUGUUCAUCAGAGGAUUUUUUUACACGUUUUUUUUAUGUUGAUAUAUUUAGUUUAUAAUCUGGAACUUUAUUUUUCCAGUGGGAAAGGUCGUUAAUAGAUAGGCCGUUUUCAAUUACAACCAAAGCCUCAAAGUAUAGACUCCAUCCAAGGUUUCUGUGCAGCGGCGCUCUGGGUCGCUGUAGAUGCUUUUUGUGCCUUAAUUGCUACCGCAACAAUCACGCACUGAAAAGUCAAAGAAAAUGACUGUUCGUUAGCUCUCACUUUAAUCUUUUCAUAUGUCCCGCUGCUUUCCACCAGACCCUAAGCUGCUAGACGCACGGAGCGCUUUCAUAGAUCUUUUUUUUUUCUUUUGAGCGACUGUGCUCACCAGAACAUUAAAGCAGAGGAACUCUCCCCUUUAGUCUUACAUUCUGUCAACCCAAGCUCUUCCCAAGAGAGCCGGAUCUUUUUGAUUUCUUUUUUUUUUUUUUUUUUUUUUUUUUUUUUUUUCUCUCAAAGAGGCGAAAUUUACUUCCAGUGCAGCGGAAAAGGAAAUCUUAAAUCCACCUGGCCUGCACUGGGAUUAUUGGUUUGAUAUCGUCUGCGGAGAGUGGAUUACAUCUUCUAACGUGCUGGGCUCCCCGAUCUCUGGCAGUAUGAACCUGGCGCUAGGCUGUGUGCGCCGGCCAGUUUGCUGGCCCUUUGGCAGCGUGCUGGACUCCAGACACUGUGUCUUUGCCCUUACGCUGCUUACACUUCUCAUGCAGGUGGUGGUGGAGGCCAACUCAUGGUGGUCUCUGGCCAUGAACCAGAUACUGGUCCCAGAGGUGUACAUCAUCGGUGCCCAGCCUCUGUGCAGCCAGCUGGUGGGACUGUCGCAGGGUCAGAAGAAGCUGUGCCAGCUCUACCAGGAUCACAUGCAGUACAUCGGCGAAGGUGCCAAGACGGGUAUCAGAGAGUGCCAGUACCAGUUCAGACAUCGCCGCUGGAACUGCAGCACGGUGGACAACUCCUCUGUUUUUGGACGGGUCAUGCAAAUAGGCAGCCGAGAGACGGCGUUCACUUACGCCAUCAGCGCAGCGGGGGUCGUGAAUGCAGUGAGCCGCGCCUGCAGAGAGGGGGAGCUCUCCAGCUGCGGGUGUAGUCGUGCCGCUCGCCCCAAAGAUCUUCCCCGAGACUGGCUGUGGGGCGGCUGUGGGGACAACCUCAUCUAUGGCUACAGGUUCUCCAAAGAGUUUGUCGAUGCACGUGAGAGGGAGAAGAGCUAUCCCAAAGGCUCGUAUGACAGUGCACGACUGUUGAUGAAUCUUCACAAUAAUGAGGCGGGACGAAGGACGGUGUCAGAUCUUGCCCAUGUUUCCUGCAAGUGCCAUGGCGUGUCAGGCUCUUGCAGCCUGAAGACCUGCUGGCUUCAGCUGGCCGACUUCCGCAAGGUGGGCGACGCGUUGAAGGAAAAGUACGACAGUGCCGCAGCCAUGAAACUCAACUCUCGCGGAAGGUUGGUGCAAAUGCACAGUAAGUUCAACCCUCCCACGAACCACGAUCUGGUGUACAUUGACCCCAGUCCAGACUACUGCUUGAAGAACCAAAGCACAGGCUCCCUGGGCACAGUGGGGCGCCUUUGCAACAAGACCUCAGAGGGCAUGGAUGGGUGUGAGCUGAUGUGCUGCGGCAGAGGUUACGACCAAUACAAGGCCCUGAUAGUGGAGCGCUGCAACUGCAAGUUUCACUGGUGCUGCUACGUCAAGUGCAGACGCUGCACCAAAACUGUAGACCAGUUCGUCUGCAAGUGAGAACUGUUGCAUUUGUGAGCAGUAGAGCAAAGGAAUGGAAGACGGAGAGAGAAUGGAAGAAAGAAACUAUAUAAAUUAUAUUUAUAGAGUUAAACAAUUAUGUCAUUGCAAAAAGACACUCCUUUUUUUUAAAAAAAAAACAACAAAAAAACCUUAUGUCUACAGAAACUGAGAGUAUUGUGAAAUAUUUAUUUGUAGAUUGUUUUAUUCAGGCCCAGUCAUCACCAGACUUUUUUUUUUUUUUUUUAACUUUCAAGUGCCUAAAACGGUCUGAAAAUGUCCCCCCACCUCACCUUUUUUGUUUUUAAUGCAAGAGAAGAUGUUUUCUCAUCAAAUGGGUCACUCUGAUUGCUAAAUUGAACUGUGCCUCCCAUUUUCUAACAGGAAAAGUCUUGUAUUUGUGGCAUAGUUGGCUCAGAGGUUCUGAUUCGUUGUUUUGAAAAUGACUGUGUAGAGAAGAGGAAUGCAUGCGUGCUGCGGGUGUCCCUCCUCAAGUCCCAAACUGGAUUUCACGAUGCCUGCAUGUCACCUGUCACCGCACGUGCCGGAAAGGACACUGUUGGUUUGCGUGAGUCCUUUCAGUACUAUGGUUAUAAAAGGCAGGAUAUUUUUGGGGGACUGGGCCACUUAUUAAGCUGUCCCAGAAGCCUUAAUGUUCCCCAGGUGCUGCAACAAGCCCUCCACCAUUAUGCACUUUGAUUCAGAGACUUUGACUGGUCGGUAUGUCUGUUCAGCUGUUAUCAGUAUACUCAUAUUAUAGCCUACAUUUUUCCCAUAUUAAUUCAGAUUAUCAGUUUAACAUUAUUCUACAGUACUUAUCCUGGUUUUAAUAUAUAUGGGCAAUGUUGUGGUUACAGUGGUGAAAAAUUCAGUGCUAUCUGUAUAUAGUAUGUCUAUCCAACCAAUCAGUAAACUGUAUUUAUUUCCUUUAAUCCUAAAGAAAAGCAUUGUCUCCAUAAUAAAUAUUUAGUCAGAUAUCUCUGCAUUUUAAGGUCACUUCAGAAUCCUUCUUCACACCAAUGUGGCUUUUCACUGUUUUUUGUAAAAGGGAAAUGCACCUUAUUUGUUUGAAACCAUUUCUUUCUGCUCACUCAUGUUCAGCGUUACUGUCGCACACAUUGCAUCACAAAAUGUUCCGAUUCUGCUAUUGCCACGUAUUUCCAGUACCACUCAGUUAACCUCUCACUAUCCCUGUGAUCAUUCUCAAUAGGCCAACUGUUUCUACCAAUUCAACUAUGUAUAUUUAUAAGCUUCUUACGAAUUUGAGGUUUGUUAAACAUAAUGUGUUAUAGCUGAUAUUUUGUUACCUUUUUACAAAUUGGCUAAUUGCUCUACUUUUUGUUUCAAUAAAUAUCAAAUGUAAAACCA
Cololabis saira (Pacific saury) is the source of this 3575-nucleotide messenger RNA. RefSeq names its product wingless-type MMTV integration site family, member 5a (gene wnt5a). Gene Ontology annotation, cellular component: extracellular region. Gene Ontology annotation, molecular function: cytokine activity; frizzled binding. The record is from RefSeq and is a predicted model, not a curated record. The transcript is spliced from 5 exons. Gene Ontology annotation, biological process: multicellular organism development; cell fate commitment; neuron differentiation. Lineage: Eukaryota; Metazoa; Chordata; Actinopteri; Beloniformes; Belonidae. Bases 1071 to 2207 code for a protein of 378 amino acids.